This is a messenger RNA of Chilo suppressalis (striped riceborer), 4030 nucleotides long. The record is from the annotation of a GenBank genome assembly. NCBI's taxonomy places the organism in Eukaryota, Metazoa, Arthropoda, Insecta, Lepidoptera, Crambidae.
AAGGAAGCGUUGACGGCAUCCAAGCUGUGGCGCGGCGUGAUGGUAGCCAGCUAUACGCCGCCGGUGACCGGUCGCCGGCCGUCGGGCUGGGGCGGCGCGAGUCGGUCGGGCGGGCGGCGAGCGGCGGCGCGUGGGCGGCCCGUUGUGUUUACGGGCGGCAGUCCUGCGCGCAGCCGCCGCGAGCGCCGGUCCGCCGCGCGCGCACCCUACAUUCAGUUCACGGCCGCUCUAUUAACAGACAGCUAUUUCGGCGCAUAAUAUACCGAACGGUGCGGAGCAGUGUUCAGUUUCGCGCGGGCAGGUGCGCGAGCCGAGGUCGGACAUGCGGACCCCCUGACCAGAUGUGACCCGCGGCCAUGGAGCGCCGCCGCCGCGCCGCCCGCCCCGACGCGCCCGAUCCCAUGACGAAGGUGGCGCGCCGCCGCGAGAAGCCGCGCGAGCGCUGGCUCCUCACUAGAAAGACAUGGAAGUACAUGUCGGAUGCCGGCCGCCGGCUCAUUCCAGACGGAGCACAGAACAGGCUAGAGGAUGUUCCACGCAUCGAGGCCUAUUUCCAAGACGUGUGCGCCAAAGAGCCUCGGUUUCUACUCUGGCGAAAGAGCUCGUACCCGGGAGCGGUGCCGCGACCGCGCCGCAAAAAGCGACCUCGCGGUGGCUCCGUGCGUGCACGUUCGCCUUCCGAUGACGCGCUCCCGGCACCGGUACGCCCUACAGAAUUGUUCAUCUCUCACACCUCCGGCGGCCGAUUUGACAUAGCGAAACUUCGUCGAGAUUUCUUUGCAGCCCCACCGUCAGCGCCAUCUGGCUCUGGAUUUCCUUCCAGGUAUAGUGGUUCGAGGUUCCAUGACGGAUCGAGCUCUUCACUACGAGAGGCCAACGAUCACCAAGAACCUUCGCAGGAAGAUGACGACAGUAGUCUAGUCGAUUUAUUGCGAAAGUACCUGAAAUUAGAAGAAAGUACAGGAGUUUCCAAGGUAUCGGACUCCGAAGAAUUAGUGCGUGUUUUGCGGAGGUAUUUGAAAAGGCAGGCGGAUAAUGCGCCUGCUGAUUCUGAUGGAGACCCGAUGCAGCGGUCUCUGCUAGAGAACCUGGGACGAUAUUAUGGUCGCUCGCCAAACAGGGAUCACAUAGUGCAGGACUUAUUGACCGAUAGAAACCUUUUAAAAAGACUGUAUCAUGACCUUCGUAAGACUAAGCCUUACCGAGGUGGUAGAAGCGGUGGUGCUGGUGGUAGUGGUUACCGACCUAGUGGACUUACGACAAUACCGAACUCUAACACCAGAAAUUUUUCGUAUAGACUCGGUGGAGUAUCACGUGUUAACGAUGGCGAGGACUCUAUACGAUCGCCACCGAUGUCUCCCCCGCCGCUAAUAGAAGUGUUCAGUGAAUCCAUGGAAGACAAAUAUGUAGAUUGUGGUACGCAAACUGUACCAAUCCCGGAGGAAGUGUUGUCAGAGAUCGAUAGAGCGUAUCGCGAGAAGUUAGAAGCAUCUACGGCACCCACGAGCCCGACAAGCCCGCCUCCGGACCGCAAGCCGGCAAGACGGCGGUCUAGUGUAGAUCAUGAUGAUGUGUCACAAUCUGUAAGCGACACCAUCAAGCGGUAUCUCCGAAUGGCUCGCAAGAAAAGCGUAGAUGCUGACAAAGCAGAUCGCUUCAAGCGUAUUAACUACGACAAGAAUCUGAGAAACAUAAAACCUCGUAUGCCCGGUGAGGUGGAUGACGAUGGGCCGCACAAAGGUUGUCAGACGGAGGAGGCUUGGAUUUUGACGUAUAGGGACUUGCAAUUCGCGUCUGUGGCUUCAACACCGACGUCUCCGGCGUCGCCAAUGUCCCCCACCGGGUCGCAUUCGUUCCUCUCAACGUUACUGGGCCGAAGUGCUCCAGCUGUGUCCCCUGCCGCAGGUGGCAUGCAGAAGUCGCGGUCUUCUAGUAGUGUGGUGCAGAGCGUCAGCAAGCGGCUCUGGCGCACGCGGAGCCGCAGCUCCAGUCGCGCCGCUGCUACCUGGACGCCUCAGGGCAGCUGUCGCUGGACAGACGGCAGCGGGCGCUGCGUGCGGCUCACCGACACCUCCCUACUGACGCUCAGCGAGGUGGAGCGGCGCGCUCUGCAGCAGGCGGCGCUCGCAAGGCUGCAGCAGAUCAACCUCGGCACCACCAUCAAGAUUCCAGAAGAAAAUGCGGUAGCAACAUCGACGAAGCCGAAGAGAAGAGCGUACCUCCUAAAGAGGAAAGCUCUAACUACGGGUUUCUUCGACCAGAGCAGAACAAAAGAAGACAAGGAUAAAGAUUCACACACGGGCAGCGUUUUCGGUGUACCCCUGGCACAGUGUGUGGAGACAGAAAGAGCCCUCAGGCGGCAGCAGCACGGCGGCUCCAGGGCUUCGUUAGCCUCUCUCGGAGCAAUCGAGAAAGGGGAUGAUAGCGAGUCGUGUGACUCCGGCGAGUGGGGCUGGGCGGGGCUAGAGGAGGCGGGCGGCGGCGGGCCCAAGGUGCCGGGGCUCGUGUCGGCCUGUCUGGCGCAUCUGAGGCGGCACGGCCUUCACACACUGGGGCUGUUCCGAGUGUCUGCCUCCAAAAAGAGAGUACGACAGCUACGUGAAGAGUGGGAGAGAGGUCAAGAAGCGGCGCUGGAUGCAGCGGUUUGUCCUCACGACGUAGCCACCUUGCUGAAGGAGUUCCUUCGGGACUUGCCUGACCCGCUGCUCUGUAGGGACCUUUACACUGCCUUCCUUAACACACAAAAACUCCGCAAUCGGCGUUUACAGUGGGAAGCUAUGCGUCUGAUAGUACAACUGCUUCCUGCCGCCCACAGGGAUACGCUCCACGCUCUUCUUUCGUUCCUGUCACAACUUGCAGCUCACGCAGAAGACCAGCACCAGCCCGGAAACAAGAUGGAUGCCGCGAACCUGGCGACAGUCUUCGCGCCAAACAUACUGCACAAAAACAAACCUAAUGAAACUGCCAGUGCGGAGCAGCUAUCAGAGAGGGCGGACGUGAUCAACGUAGUGCGUCUACUGGUGGAGCGACAGGCGGAGCUGUGGACGCUGCCCGGGGAGAUGUUACACGAGGCGUACAUACACAUGGCGCACACCGCACCCGCGCACCUCGACUCGCUGUUACUGCGGAGGGCCGAGUGCGCACAAGAAGCCAACGCUGCGGGGGUAGUAGUAACUACUGGUGGAGCAGGCAGUACGGGAGGGGGGGAGACGCGGGUAGUGUGGCCGCGGGAAGCUUGCACUCACACCGCCGCCGCUACCGGCGGCCCCGAUCUGCGACACAGACGCAGCGAUAAGUCGUACGCGCGCAGCCGACGGACGCGGGAGACCGCCUCAGACACCUCCUCAGGGUCUAUGUCUUCCACCAUUACCACAGUCGUCACCAGCAGCAAGGUGCGGAGCAGCGAGGAGGGCGCAAGCAGCGGCAUCGGCGGAACCGCCGCGAGAGACUCCGCGCCCGACUCCAACGACUCCGCCAGCGACUACAACGAGACGCUAGGAGGGUCAGACGAGGAUAGCUGCGUGAUUACCGCCUCACUGCACAUCCCCGCGGCGGUGGCUCGGCCUUCUCCCGCGGCGCCUCCCCGCCGGCGCUCCACGUCCGGCUCGGAGUCGUCCGCGCGGCGCGACUCCGCCGUGGGCUCGUCGGCCGCCUCCCCCGCGCCCUCCCCGCCACCCGCCUCUCCUCCGCCACCGCGCGGGCCCCACAUCGACCGCCUCCUGGCGCUGGGCCGGGAACGCAACACAUCAGACGCGCGGGCAGUCGUGCUUAGACAGCACGACGAGACCACCAACAUAAGAACCAGGACCUCGGCUCGUCAAGAACAUGGGAUCAGAAGAGAAGAGCACGCGCUCAGGAGAGAAGAGAACAACACCAGGACGAGAGACGAACAGAGCGUCAGAAGAGAGGAGAGGAGAGAAGGCACCACCACUCUCUACAAGAGAGGAGAGCUUAUUUCUAGUGCACGGUCACCGCCCACAUGACAAAUUAUAUACCUACGUGUUUUUAUACAUAAACGUCUAUUAAUCAG